This is a messenger RNA of Trypanosoma cruzi, 324 nucleotides long. RefSeq lists its product as uncharacterized. Bases 1 to 324 code for a protein of 107 amino acids. The record is from RefSeq and is a predicted model, not a curated record. The transcript has a single exon. Lineage: Eukaryota; Euglenozoa; Kinetoplastea; Trypanosomatida; Trypanosomatidae.
AUGAGUAGUACCAAGUUGGGGAAGGAACGCUUUGACCUGGCCGAGGCUCUUUAUCGCGACCGUCAGCGUGUGGAAAAUAACCGAACGCUGCCGUGGCGUGCACGUAUAAAGCAACUUCAGUCGUUUCCGUGGAAAUUUUUUUUUGCAUUUAUGUUGUUUUGGUCAUGGCUGGGGACUUAUGUGGUGCCUUAUGUGAAGGGCAUGCACCCACGUGAACUUCCUGCUCUUGGAGAGGGAAUACGCAUUCCGGAGGAGCUUCAGCAGCGAGCCACACCAAUGCCGGCGUUUAUGCACAGGGCAAAUGAUGAUAAACUGCACAAGUAA